This is a messenger RNA of Fonticula alba, 1239 nucleotides long. RefSeq lists its product as hypothetical. NCBI's taxonomy places the organism in Eukaryota, Rotosphaerida, Fonticulaceae. The transcript is spliced from 5 exons. The record is from RefSeq and is a predicted model, not a curated record. Gene Ontology annotation, molecular function: SNAP receptor activity; SNARE binding. Gene Ontology annotation, biological process: exocytosis; intracellular protein transport; vesicle fusion. The coding region runs from base 171 to 1097 and encodes 308 amino acids. Gene Ontology annotation, cellular component: plasma membrane; endomembrane system; SNARE complex.
CCCACCCCUACCUCCCACCUAUCUGCCUCCCUCAGCCUCUCCUCUCGCCCCCACCUGUGCCUGCGUCCCGGGCCACCCUCCUGCCCUUCGCCACCUCCCGACCCGCUCGCCCAGGCAGCCGGCCGCCGUUGCUGCGCCGCAACCGCCGCUUGCACAGCACACGACACACAAUGCGCGAUCUGAUGGCCGCCGUCGGGUUGGGAGGGAAUAAUCCCCCCCCCAAUGCCUCCCUCGAUGGAGGCGAAUUUGGCAAGUCCCCCCAAUCGAACGCCUUCCUGGCCAAUGUGCAAACCAUUCGCCAGCUGAUCGACCUGAUGAACAAGGAGGUCCACGCCUUCCAGAAAGAGCAAGACAAUGUCUUUCAGGCUACCCGCCAUCGGGAUGAAGAGAACCUUCGCAAGGCCCUCGACAAGAAGCUGGCUGCCAUUCAUGAUACCUCCAGCCAGCUGCGUCUGGCCUUGGAAAAGCUGAAGGCCCAGCAGAAGGCCUGGGCCAUGGAAGAGCUCACCAAGCCCGCGGCCUCGCAAAACAACAGCGAAUCCCGGCUCCGCACGACGCAGAUCGCCUCCCUCGAGACGCAGACCCUCGAGGCCAUCGAGGGGCUGCAGCGUGCUCAAGUCGAGUAUGAGGAGCGCGCCAAGCGGCGAGUAUUGGACCAGCUGCUUCUCGUCAAUCCCCAGGCAGAUCCGUCGAUGGUCGAGGGGUUCUUCGAGAACCCGGUGGCCAUCUUCGAGGGGAAUCAAGAACUCAUGGCCAUGCACUCGCAGCAGCGCCAGGAGGCGACCGAGCUGCUGGUGAGUAUCCAGCAGCGCCAUGCAUCGCUCCUGCGUCUGGAGAAAUCCCUGCAUGAGCUGCACCAGCUGUUUGUCGACCUGCAAACGCUGGUCCUGGAGCAAGGCGAGAUCCUCAACAAUAUCGAGUACAAUGUCGAGGCCGCCGUGGCCGAGACCGAGCGUGGUGUUGGUGAGCUGCGCAAGAGUGUCAAGCUCCAGCGCAAGGCCCGCAAGAAGAUGAUGAUCAUCAUCAUCUGCCUGAUCAUCGUGCUGGUUGUGGUAGCCGUUCCCCUGCUGGCAGUCUUCAUUCCGAAGAAGAAGUGAGCGCCAUCCCGUGUGCGGCCGUGUCUCCCCCCCCCCCCCGGGAGAGCGGAGCAUAUCUCCCCCGUGGAUGGAAAAAAAAAAGCGGGAGACACGCAUCCGGCCAUGUCCUUGAGAAAUAUACACAUACCAUGAACCUGCGCAA